CGCUUUCCACGAACCGUCGGCGGCAUCAUUCCCGAUCACUCCCCACUCGGUUUCACCAAGCGAGCUCACUUCUCACAGUGUCUACUUCUCUAUCACCUUCUCUCGGCUUGCCGAUUCCGAACUCCUGUAGCUGUAGCUUGGAUCUUCCGAAACGUCCCGUUCUGUUACCGGCGCAUGCUCAACGGCUCGCCGGCGGCACUCGUCUCUGAUUGAUUAGGUAAGAGGUUGAGGGGGGUGGAGGAGAUUGGCCAAUUCAUACGAACGUGUCAUUUCUCGAGUUUCAGGUUUUUGGGAUGGACUAAGUUGGGAGACUGAUUGCUUAGGUGGGAACAAUAGUGAAGGAUUUUGUGGAUCAUGGAUUCAUCUUCGUCGGACCCGGGGAUGAAGCCUGAGUUAGGAGGAGCCGGGAGCAGCAGCGGCGGGGGAGAGAGUUCAGAAGCGGCCGUGGUUACUAACGAUCAGAUGUUGCUGUACAGAGGGUUGAAGAAAGCGAAGAAGGACAGGGGAUGUACUGCGAAAGAACGAAUCAGCAAGAUGCCUCCUUGUACUGCUGGGAAACGCAGUUCCAUUUACCGUGGAGUUACCAGGCAUAGAUGGACAGGUCGCUAUGAAGCUCAUCUUUGGGAUAAAAGUACAUGGAAUCAAAACCAGAAUAAGAAGGGAAAACAAGGUUAGAGUUCCAUAGGACCCUUUGUUCAAUUGGCUUGCUUUCAUAUUUGUUAAGACAUGUGCAGCUAUAAUAAGGAUUAAACUGAUUAGAUCUUCCUUUUCUGCCUGGAACUGUGUUUGCCACUCGAUGUGCCCAGUAUACUUAGGGGCAUAUGACGAGGAGGAGGCUGCAGCUAGAGCAUAUGACCUUGCUGCCUUGAAAUAUUGGGGUCCUGGCACACUCAUCAAUUUUCCUGUUUCAGAUUACACGAGAGAUCUUGAUGAAAUGCAGAAUGUCUCCCGGGAGGAAUACCUAGCUUCUCUUCGAAGAAAGAGUAGUGGGUUUUCAAGAGGUAUCUCCAAAUAUCGUGGGCUUUCCAGGUAUUUUUUCUUCGUUUUCUUCAUUUGCAUGAUUGUCGGAUUCCCAGAAGAUUAAUUGAUAGUUGUAAGCAUAUUGACAAGAAGGACUAGUUGAUACAUCUCUAGUGCAUGCCAUGACUAGGUUUAUUGAAUAGUAGUUUUCAGUAUUUGUUUUGAAGAGUACACGGGCAGCUAAUUUCAUACUCUAGAGAGUGGAGACUUAUUGGCCACCUUCUGUUUCUUUCUCUUUUCCAUAUUUCUGGGGAUCAUGAAGUAAUCGAUGGGACUUGUCGAUUGGUCGUAUGACCGGACCUGGCCACUUCAGUAAUGUGAACUACGGUGAUAAUGUUGAGAAUGAAUACAUUGGCGGUUUUUGCAUGGAUAGAAAGAUCGAUCUAACAUCUUACAUCAAAUGGUGGGCUCCCAGUAGAAUCCGUCAAGUAGACUCCAUCUCCAGAUCAUCCGAGGACCCAAUGCAUAGCUCUUCAGACGAUGUUGCCCGAGAACUCAGAACCUUGGAGUGGGCAGUACGGCCUACUCAACCAUUCCAGAUGCCCCAGCUAGGGUUUUCUUCUGAACCAAAGAAGGAUAAAGUUUCGGCCUUGAGCCUUCUCUCACAGUCUGCUGCUUACAAACAGUUGCAAGACAAGGCAUCCAAAAGGACGGAAAAUAACGACGAAAAUGAAAACAAGACGACGAUCAACAAGAUGGAUUAUGACAAAUCUGCUGCUGAUGACAAGUCGACUAUGAGUCAUGGCAAUAGUAGCAGCGUUAAUAGAGUUGGAGCUGGAUUAGGAAUGAGUCCAGCAGCAUUGUCUCUCCACAGGAACAUGUACCCGUUAACUUCAUUCCUGUCUGGUCAACUUGUGAACAACUACAAUGGCAGCGUUGACCCUUUGGCUGACCCUCUACUUUGGACAUCCCUGGUUCCUGUUCUUCCUUCUGGAAUGUCCAGAAACCCUGAGGUUACAAAGUCUGAAGCAAGCUCAACCUAUACGUUGUUCCAGCCAGAGGACUGAUCAUACUGCCACAUCUUAUAGUAAUCUGGCCUAUGAAAAUUGCCGUGAUUAGCACAAUAGCACUAACCUCAGUUUCUAACUGAACCCUUUCUUUAUAUCUUGAUUCUUGACAGUAAUGUCAAAUGUGUAGUAUAUAAAGUUAAGAGCCUUCUCUGUGUUCUUCUGUUUGGAUUAGACAAAAUUUUCAGUCCUUGAACUAUUUACUGUAAAAUGGUUCUAAGUAAUGGUUAGUUAUGAUAGAAACAUCUUUGAAUCCCUCAAUCCAAAUUGUUGGUAAUUUUGAUAUAGGUUUGAAAUUUCUUCCUCGCUUUAUUUGGGGAAACACGGAAAGCCCAAUGCCAAGCCCAUAUUUUGGCCUAA
Linum tenue is the source of this 2387-nucleotide messenger RNA. NCBI's taxonomy places the organism in Eukaryota, Viridiplantae, Streptophyta, Magnoliopsida, Malpighiales, Linaceae. The record is from the annotation of a GenBank genome assembly.